UCACGGUGGUCCAUCCGAGCGGCUCGGACGCGCUAACCGAUUCCGUUUUUCGAUCGUUACCGCGUUUGCCGCGUUACGUCACUCCAUGAACACGCUCGAGGGAUAUUGUAGCGGAAGGAAAUCGUGAUCCGACGAAUUUAUUCAAGGAUCUUUACAGUUGACAAAUGUCUCCAUUGAUUUUGGAUGAUCAUUGUGCCAAUUUGCUCGCAACGUUGUCAUUAUCAUCAUUAUCAUCGUGACAUCAUUAAGACGGUGAAUUAGUCACGUAACUUUCGCGAAAAGGAUCGGCUAAACGACGUGUCCGAUACCUUCGACGAUCCUAAAAACACAGACGUGUUAGGACGAACGCACGAGGAGGACAGCGGAUAAUUCUCGUACGUGUCCGGUGUACGUGUGUGUGUCGCGCGUGUUUGUGUGUGUCAUCAAUUGUGUGUGUGUUCGUCGAAUCAGUGCUAUUCGGUAGCGCGGGCUACCGGUGAUCCAGCGGGUGAGUGCGAUCGGAGUGCUCCAGUCGCUCGCGUGGGAAAGAGAGAGAGAGAGAGAGAGAGAGAGAGAGAGAGAGAGAACCCGAGGGUGCGCUCUCUUCGAUGCGUGCCGCUUCCGGUUAACCGGAAGCGCCCGCGUGCGAAUGCCCCCGAGAUGCGUCCCACGGUGCGGUCGCCACGAGUGACCGCGACAGUGCAGCAUCCAGUGCCGCGACCCACUCGGCCGAGUGAGUUCCGGCUACUGAUUAAUCUGUCGGUGUAAUUAAUCCGACUUGUGCGCGCCCGGUUCGUCGACAACCUCGUGAAACCAUUUCCAUCCUCGCAUCCGGAUUCGUAAACUAGUGACCCUGUGAGGGUGACGGAAAGGAAUUGGUCCAAUUAUCUUGAUUCAUAAAAAGACAACAAGAAGAAAUGAGAGAAGAAAUAAAGUGACUUGAUUGAGUGUUUAACAUCGUUUCUUGUUUAUCAAAGAAUAAUAAGCGUAAACAAUCGACAAAUCAACGGGACUCUCGAAUAACGGUUUAAGAAUGACGAAUGAUUUAAGACGUCCAUGUAAAGACUUGUUGAGGUGGAAUGUGAUUUGACUUAAUAACAGACUGAUAGUUUCUAUUUAUCAUACACAGUUCAUUUUCUAUCUUCCGCAAGACGAUUUAAAGCUUCUGGUUUAUAAAAAGUGAUUCAGUGACCCAAGGCUAGUGCAGAGGAUUUAUUUUAAUCCGAUUGCUACUUCCAGAGAGAGAGAGAGAGAGAGAGAGAGAGAGAAAGAGAGAGUCUAAACUUCGUGUCCCAAUUCGUCGAGAGUAAUUCGAAGAUGGAAGGCAAAGUUUAACUUAACUUAACGUACGAGUCUACAUUGCCGUUGCUCGUUAUUGACCGAGAACGAUACGAAACUCCUGGUACAUAAACAGUGACCUAAGAGAAACUAAGGAAAUUUGUUUUACUUCAGUCACUAUCCUUGUACGCUAUCAUUCAAACUUUGUAACUUGAUUUAAUAAGGCGAUUUUGAGAUAAGAUACGAAGAUAAUUUAACUUAUAAACGCACUGAUUUCGUACUACAUUUGUUUCAAUUAUUCAAUCGCAGAACUGUAAGUUCGUAUUCUUAUUUAUAAAGGAUUAUUUGAGUGGGAGAUGAACGAAGAUUGACCGAACUAUUUCAAAUCUGUGGUACAAUUUAUAAAAAAAGAUUCUAGGCUGCAAAAUAAAAUUUGAUGCAUAUCCAAACUCGCUUUCCGAUUCAUAAGUGAUAUCUAAGUAAUAUCAAAGGAUUACUGCAACCAUUAACCGCUAUUAAUCGACGACGACCUCGAGAAAAUCAACAGGCGACUGCGUCAAUUACUCAUCUCGUGAAUGAAUUUUUAAAGUGGAAGAAACCCAAGGGUCAGUCGUUACUUCACUUGAAAUGAAUAUGUCAUGAACGCGAUGUUUGCACGCGCAGUGGCAUUUAAUGCGUGGUACAAGUGCACAUUGAAAUAAAACGUUCAAGUUGAGGAAAGCGAUUAAGUGAUUGUAAAGGAAGAGCAGGAAAUACGUGCGACUCGAUCACUACCUUCGUCGUGUCCCUUUCGAAAGGUCUCUAAAUUGCGAAAGUUUUCGAUUGCUAUUAGAUGAAGCAGCACGAUCGUAAACAGGAUUAAUGCAUUAAGAAUUUUCAUUUGUCGAUAGUACUAUGAAUGUUGUAUGAACCUGGUUUCUUAGCAAGAAGGAGAAUUUUUUCUAUCGAAGGUGAUCGUAAACACCUUCGAGGUGGAGCAUCGAAUAGACGAUCGAAUACAGAAUUUAUGUGCCGUUUGAUAAACGCUAAUGGUUACAACAUUUAAUGCAGAUAAUAAAUAACAGUGUAUUAAUUAUACUUUAGUAAUUAAUGGAUUGCAUGAUUGUGAUCCUCAUUCUUUUGUUCCAAGAUAGAGAUGUUAUAGUGAAGAAACAAUUAAAAAGUGAAUCGCACACGAUGGAAUGAUAAUUGUGAUUACGACUAAUUAAUAUCUGGAUAAUUAACGCUUAUCAAGAGUCACGCUUCUGUGAAACGGUCGGACGAAGACUGCAUGCUAUGGACACGCGAUCGGAGUGUUAUAUCAAAGGAAACAUUUGACAAGUGACUGGGAAUCGCUGCAAGCUAAUUAAUAAGCGUUAACAGCAAUUCAUGCUGCUCAAAUCAAAUAUUCGCGAAACUGCAAAUGUUUCGAUCGCUUACAAAGGAUCCAGGUAUCAGUAGAAGGAAGAAGUAUUGAACAGUGGGUAGUAAUCGCUGACAGUUAACUGAUAGCUAAACGAUAUGAACAAUUAGCGACGAUUGCACUUUCGAUUUCAACAAUCAUAAAUCGUCGUAAUUCUCGAUCGAACAUCGGCAAGGGAUAUACGAAUUAUUAAGCCCUGAGUUCCCCAGUUGACUACGUCGCAUGAUGCUACAAUAUAAACGCUCUUUAAUACUAAUUAUACUAAAUUACAUGUCACUGUCUCACGAUCGUUGAUUUCUCGUCCUUCUCAAAGGACGGGAAAAGACGCGGCGACAGUCAGCAUCAAGUUCUCUGAUUAAUCAGACUAAUUAACUUGCUGUGUGCUAGACGCAGUCGCGAAACGUUGCUGGUCCUUUGACAACGUCUCGCAUGUUCUCGUGUGAUAUAUUCGCAUAUGACCGAAACACGCGAAUUAGGAAUGGCGCAGCGCGCCAUUUACCUGCAGCUAUAAUUAACGUGACCUAAGGACAGCCGCGGGAUAGCGAGCGGUCGCGCGUCGGGAUAUCUUCAUUGACGAAUCGGUUCGACAAGGAACGUCUUAAUUAAUAAUCACGCAAAGCCAUUGAGAUUCGUGUGCCGUUUCGCAUAAUAAGAGAAGCGAUCGAGGGGAAAGAGAAAAGUGAGAUAGAGAGAGAAAGAGAGAGAAAGGGAAAGGAAAUCAGAAAGAAAGAAAGAAAAAGAAGGCAAGGUAAGCAGAUAGAAAAGGAGAGCAGAGGAACAGAGAGGGACAGGAGCUCCCGGGUGCUACUUCGUCCUCCUCUUCGUCUACUUUUUAUCGUUUCGUGAGGGCCCGAAAAAGAGUUCUCACGCCGCACGCGAGAGAGACCCCGAACACGCACGCAGGCAAGCACGCACGAACGCACGCACGCACUCACCCCUCCGAGGGAAGUAGAAAGCCCGCGGCGCGCGAGGGAUCUUGAUUUCUUCUUGCUCGUUGAUUUUUUUCCCUCUCUUCGGACCUCGCUGGCCGUGCCGAGACCCGCAACGCGCGAAGGUAUGGGAAAGGAAAAAUCGCUUCUCAACUUGCAGAGAUACGCACACUUUAUUGCGGUGCUGUUACGCUGUCUUUAUCUGAGGACUUAGGCUUUUGGAUACGCGUCAACGCGGAGAAAGAACGUGGAAAAAUUACGCGUAGUCGGAGCUCGGAACCUCACGAUGGAGUGCCGCAAGGGUCGACGGAAAGGAGGAGCUCCGAUCCUCGGCAGUCUGCUACUUGCGUGGUUCUUAACCAACGGCUGCGCCGUCGUCGCACGAAAUAUAGAGAGGUACGACACCGCAUACGCUUGCGAGGGCAAGACGCUGGAGAUCGAAUGCGGCGAGGGAAAACUGAUCCACUUGAUACGGGCGAACUAUGGCAGGUUCUCCAUCACGAUAUGCAACGAGCACGGGAACACCGAGUGGAGCGUCAACUGCAUGUCGCCCAGAUCGUUCCGCGUGCUGAACAACGAGUGCAACGACCAGCAGAACUGCAGCAUCGUUGCGUCUACGCUGCAAUUCGGCGAUCCUUGCCCGAACACACACAAAUAUCUCGAAGCGCAUUAUCGAUGCGUGUCCGCCACUACCACGACGACAUCCCGGCCGAGUCCGCCGUGGUUCAUAACUUCACAACCGAGUGUCUGGAGCACCGCUAAGCCAACUGUCAGGCCUCCCUCGAGGAUUACGACACCGGCGCAACAGCCACACCAACAGCCACCGGCGCCGUCCACCCCAGCAAUGCCGAUAACGACGCCGGCGAGUUCUACAUCAACAAGGUCCUCUGUCGACAUCGAAGUCGAUGAGGAAGAUCAGGACCUAAUAUCUCCUGCGAAUGGUUCUCCGGCGAAUGGCCCGGCAAUGCCGCCGAUUAUGUUUGAGACCACUCAAGCCACGACAACAUCUACCUUCGUUCCUUGGAGAACCAGCCGAAGGACCACUGUACCCAGCACGUUGUACCCGGAGUCCACUUCGAACGGAAGCCCGUGGUAUGACUACAGACAAGUGUGUCCUCCGGUAGUAGCCCGGAACCUGUCUUGGAACACGACCAGGGCUGGCGAUGUGGCCGUACAAAGCUGCCCCGGUGGUGCCAAUGGUCUGGCCAGAUGGCGAUGUUUGGCCCGCGGAGAAUCCGCCUUCUGGCAUCGUGACAAUCCAGAUCUGAGCGAGUGUCGAUCAGUCUGGUUAACCACCCUGGAAAACCGUGUGACGGACGGCGACGUGAUUCUCGGUAUCAGCAGAGAACUCUCGCAAGUUACAAAUAACAGCCGCGGUUUAUACGGCGGCGACAUGAUGAUCACUACGAAGAUUAUCAAAAACAUGGCCGAGAAGAUGGCCCUGGACAUUAAGACCUACCAAGAUUCGAACCAGAGAGAGGUCAGCGUUACAGAGUUGCUGCAGGGCGUAGUGAGGACCGGUAGCAAUCUGCUCGACAAAGCGCAAAUGGCGUCCUGGAAGGAUCUUAGUCAUCAGGAACAGAUGAGGGUCGCAACAUCGCUGCUGAUCGGUCUCGAGGAGAACGCCUUCUUAUUGGCCGAUACGCUUCUGCAGGAGAAGACCAUUAUGCAUGAAGGCAAAAACAUAUUGAUGGAAGUUCGCGUAUUGGACGCGCGCAACAUCGGCAACGAGCUGGAAGUUUUCCCGAGCGAAGCCGCCCAGCAAAGGUGGACAGUCUCGAACGAUCGCGUGGAACUUACCAGGGGCGCUUUACUGGACAACAGCGAGGCCGGUAUCGUCCGGCUGGUCUUCAUGGCCUUUGACAGACUCGAGGAGAUACUACAGCCGCAAGCGGAGCCGCCGUCCGUCGUCAUGAACGACGAUCCCCAGCCACUGCCGCGGAGAAACACCACCCGUCUUCUCAACAGCAAAGUUAUCUCGGCGUCCUUGGGAAAAGGCCGACACAUACAGCUCUCAGAACCCGUUCGAGUGUAUUUCAGACAUCUGGCGGUCGAGAACGUCACUAACCCCACUUGCGUCUUCUGGGAUUACAUCUUGAGCGCCUGGUCGGACGAGGGAUGCCAGAUACAAAAGACCAACGAGACUCACACCGUGUGCGAAUGCAAUCACCUGACGAACUUCGCCGUGCUGAUGGACGUGCACGCCGUCAGGCUGGACAUCGCCCAUCAGGUUGCUCUGCAGAUCAUCACGUAUAUAGGCUGCAUCAUUUCCGUCGUCUGCCUCGUCCUGGCUAUUCUCACGUUUCAAUUAUUUCGCGGACUGAAGUCGGACAGAACGACGAUCCACAAGAAUCUCUGCGUGUGCCUGCUGAUUGCCGAAGUACUUUUCGUUUGCGGUAUCGGCCAAACUAAUCAGAGAAUCGUUUGCGGCAUCGUGGCCGGCUUAUUGCACUUUUUCUUCUUGUGCGCAUUUGCCUGGAUGUUCCUCGAAGGAUUCCAAUUAUAUGUGAUGCUGAUCGAGGUAUUUGAAGCGGAAAAAUCGCGGCUUCGGUGGUAUUAUCUGGUCGCGUAUGGCGCACCACUGUUGGUCGUAGCAAUUUCGUGCAUAAUCGAUCCACUCAGCUACGGUACCGAUCGGUACUGUUGGCUGCGCGCAGAUAAUUAUUUCAUCUUCAGCUUCGUCGGACCUGUGAUACUCGUUAUACUGGCAAAUCUGGUAUUUCUAUCGAUGGCAAUCUAUAUGAUGUGCCGGCAUGCGAACACCACCGUGGCUAUGAAAAGCAAGGAGCAUUCCCGAUUGGCUAGCGCAAGUGGAAAGGAAGAGAAUGCUCUUCCCAACAAAUUGCAAGCGCACUUGGCCUGGCUGCGGGGCGCUAUCGUGCUGGUGUUUCUACUAGGUCUGACCUGGACGUUCGGGCUUCUCUACUUAAACCAAGAAUCCGUCGUGAUGGCGUACAUCUUCACCGUAUUGAAUAGUCUCCAGGGGCUGUUUAUCUUUGUGUUCCAUUGCGUACAGAACGAGAAGGUGAGGAAGGAGUACCGAAAGUUCGUGCGCCGUCAUUCUUGGUUGCCGAAGUGCCUAAGGUGCUCGAAGACUGUGACAGGCGGCUCGGCCGGCUCCACCGGCGGCAGUGGCGGUACCGGCGGCGCCAACGGCGGCAAGGACUUCGCCUCGCAUAACACCUCGUCGAACCCCUCGGCUCCUACCACUGACAGCUCCGGACUGUCGCCUCAUGCAGCCACCAAUUACUUGGUAUCCGGUCGAAGCUGGGCGAUAGUCGAUAGGCAGCCGGCAGUAACGGUGCCAGGUGAACCCGCCUCGUCCGAGGCUCACAUCGUGGCCACCCUGCCGUACGCACGUCACGCCUUCUUACCCUCAGCUCCCAAUAUCCCCAAAUCUGCCACCGCCACUUGGGGCCACCUUAACAAAAACCUCAUGUGGAAGAACAUUUCUUUUAAGUCUUACUCUCGUGAUUCCGGACAUGGCGGCUCCGAGCAGGAGGAUUCCCCGCGGACGCACAACACCCUGACGCUCGGUCACUCUGGUAGGAGACGCGGACCGAAUGAUGCAAGCGAUAUGAACACCGGUACCAGGACGAUCGGCGGUAGACGUGCCGCGAUGCCAUACAACCAUACAUAUACUGAAAUCGUAGACGGUCGAGGUAAUGGCGGUAUCGCCGGGCAUCAUCAAUUGCAUGGUCACCACGGCCAGCACGUUCAUUUGCCGCGCGGCCUUGCCAACGAGGAUGAUCCAGUGUACGAGGAAAUCGAGCGUGGUGGCGGCGGAGGUGGUGGCGGUGGCAACGGCAGCGGCAAUGGUGGUAUCAGCAGUGGAAUUGGUGGUAUCGUCGGCGCUGGCGAGAUCCAGGUGUCGGAUAUGUCCGACGAAGACGGCCGUCGACCGAGCGACAUGAGCAGGCAAUCCUCCAGGAGCUACGGUGAUCAUCGGCCGCUGAUCCCGUACUCGCCCGCCGCCGAUCGCAACCUGGUGCACUAUGGCCAGACGAUGACGGAACGUGGCGGUAGUGCCGGUGGCGGUAAUCUCACGCAUUACGACUCGACGGAGUACGGGGUGGAACGAACCCUGAACGCCUGUUGGGAGAAACUGCGCCGGCAGCAGGCCAGGUACGAGCUCGGGGAUCUGCCGCGAUUGCCGGCGGCAUACGGCAUGCCGCCACAGCAGGACCACACGCGGACGGUGGCCGUGCUGGACGGGCACACCGUCGUCUGUCACUUACAGCCGCAGACGGACAUGUACACGGGUCGCGGUAUGCCGCCGCCGUCCUACAGCGAGUGUUAGGUUCCGACCUGGGCCGG
Acromyrmex echinatior (Panamanian leafcutter ant) is the source of this 7905-nucleotide messenger RNA. Its product is annotated as latrophilin Cirl. The record is from RefSeq and is a predicted model, not a curated record. Gene Ontology annotation, cellular component: plasma membrane. Gene Ontology annotation, biological process: cell surface receptor signaling pathway; G protein-coupled receptor signaling pathway. Gene Ontology annotation, molecular function: carbohydrate binding; G protein-coupled receptor activity. Lineage: Eukaryota; Metazoa; Arthropoda; Insecta; Hymenoptera; Formicidae.